Molecule: messenger RNA, 1507 nt
Organism: Odontomachus brunneus
Lineage: Eukaryota; Metazoa; Arthropoda; Insecta; Hymenoptera; Formicidae
Exons: 9
Coding region: 260-1507 (415 amino acids)
Biological process (GO): detection of chemical stimulus involved in sensory perception of smell; sensory perception of smell
Cellular component (GO): plasma membrane
Molecular function (GO): odorant binding; olfactory receptor activity
Source: RefSeq, a predicted model, not a curated record
UACGCGUACGUUGAAUUUCUCUCGGUGUCAGAUCGAUAGCCGGCCUUUCCCCUUCAAUGUCAUGAGAAUGCACGCGUGUCGAUUUUACGGAAAUAUUACGCAUCGCCCUAUGGUUAUUUUUCAUUAUAUAAUUUACAUUAAAUUUCAUGUUAAAUGGAAGGCUGUUAUAGAGUAAUGGUUUGAACGGUUGAAAUAAGGGUAUUUUGCAAAAAUUUCGUGGACUUCCCACAGUCAAACGCGUCUCGACACUCGUAGCGAAAUGAUCUGUAUUGAAACUGAACAUUUUUCUAUUAAUCGAAUUCUUCUGCUAGUACUUGGCUUAUGGCCCUAUCAACGAUCAAAACUUGUCCUACUCCAGACUAUCAUAAUUUUUGUCAUACUGAUGAGUUUUAUAAUAUCUCAAAUUACAGUACUUCUAACUGCAGAAUACACUUCCGAUCUUCUCAUCAAUGUUUUGACCACCGCAUUAUUAUCUUGUAGUUGUUCGGUUAAUUUUCUUUCGUUCUGGAUUAAUAUCCGAACUGUAAAGUGUUUACUGGAAGAACUGCAGAAAAUAUGUAAUGAAUUAAAGGACGUGAAUGAAAUUGCAAUUAUAAAAAGAUACGGUUGUCAAGCGAAACGUAUUACUGCUUCUAUUACACGUAGGAUAUUAUCUUCCACACUUCUCGACCUGUUGCAAUGUGAUAAUAAUAGAUUAUUUUUGUUAUCCGCGUUUCCUCCAAUCGUUAAUAUUGCUCAACCAAUUUGGCCACGCGUUCUUGGCAUUUUUUUGUUCCUGAACGAAUCUUUGUUCCGUCGCAAGACGUUAAUCUUGACCGAGUACUUUGUCGAUCAAGAAAAAUAUUUUUACUUAAUUAUGUUGCAUACGAACAUAGCAAUUUACAUAGCAACGUUUGCAAUGAUAGCAACAGGAACGCUGCUUCUGGUGUCUCUUAAACAUGCCUGUGGAAUGUUUAGUAUCGCCAGUUAUCGCAUAGAACGAGCAAUUACAAACAAUAAGCGAGAAAAUGUUAAUUUAAAGGACCAGAAUGUGAUUUUUAAAAGGAUGGUCUAUGGGAUAGACAUUCAUCGUAAAGCUAUGCAAUACUCCAAUUUUAUAAUAUCCAGCUUUGAGGGAACUUUCUUUCUUCUCAUUGCGUUCGGCGUGGUUUGUUUGAGUCUUAAUCUUUUUCGAAUUGUUCAGCUUGCAUCAACCGGAGGUGAUAAAUUAGAACUUUUCUUACGUUUUGUAUACACAAUUCUUAUUCUUUUAUACAUGUUCUUUGCCAACGCAAUCGGACAGGAAAUUACAGAUCACAAUGAUCAAGUAUAUUUUACAGCAUACAAAGUUAUAUGGUAUAUAAUGCCCUUACAUGUGCAGAAAUUAAUAUUAUUUCUGAUACAAAGAGGUAACAAAACUUUCGGUUUGAAUGUGGGUGGAUUAUUUGUUGCAUCCUUAGAGUGUUUUGCAACGUUGAUAAGUGCAUCACUAUCUUACUUUACCGUGAUGUAUUCUACGCAACAGUGA